This is a messenger RNA of Sphaeramia orbicularis (orbiculate cardinalfish), 7534 nucleotides long. It is a transcript of the gene smad10a, whose product is annotated as SMAD family member 10a. Bases 282 to 2117 code for a protein of 611 amino acids. Gene Ontology annotation, cellular component: heteromeric SMAD protein complex. The transcript has 13 exons. NCBI's taxonomy places the organism in Eukaryota, Metazoa, Chordata, Actinopteri, Kurtiformes, Apogonidae. Gene Ontology annotation, molecular function: DNA-binding transcription factor activity, RNA polymerase II-specific; RNA polymerase II cis-regulatory region sequence-specific DNA binding; I-SMAD binding. The record is from RefSeq and is a predicted model, not a curated record. Gene Ontology annotation, biological process: BMP signaling pathway; regulation of transcription by RNA polymerase II; SMAD protein signal transduction.
CUUUAUUGUUAUUUUGGCGUGCGCGAGAGAAAUAGGCAGGAUGCACGAGGAGACAGAGGCAGCUGAGCCGAUAAAAGGAUAAAACUACAGAGAAAAACUCCGCCAAGGCACUGCACCUUCACACAGACACAGCUUUAGCUGGAAUCCUUCGAAUAUUGACAUGAGUGUGACGUCAGCGGAUGAAGAACAACAAUAAGAAAAGGGAAUAAACACAAAAACCAUCUGUCGUCAACACACACACCUUCAGCUCUCCGUCUAAGUUCCUCCUCCUCCUCCGGCUGAUGUGGACUGAUUCAGAGCUGGGCCACCAUGAUGCCAGUCAACUCUCUGGUCACUCUGUGGUUGAACCUCUUAACACCAGCAUUAUGUCAGUAAAUCCUCCGAGCAGCAACGACGCCUGCCUCAGCAUCGUCCACAGUCUUAUGUGCCACCGUCAGGGUGGAGAGAAUGAGGGGUUUGCCAAACGAGCCAUCGAGAGCCUUGUGAAGAAACUGAAGGAGAAGAAGGAUGAGUUGGACUCGCUCAUCACUGCUAUCACGACCAAUGGAGUCCAUCCCAGCAAGUGUGUCACCAUCCAGAGGACCCUGGAUGGACGCCUGCAGGUGGCGGGAAGGAAGGGAUUUCCUCAUGUGAUUUAUGCACGGCUUUGGCGCUGGCCUGACCUCCACAAAAAUGAGCUGAAGCAUGUGAAGUUCUGCCAGUAUGCCUUUGACCUGAAGUAUGAUAACGUGUGUGUCAACCCCUACCAUUAUGAGAGGGUAGUGUCACCAGGCAUCGUUGGCCUUAGCCUUCAAACUACAGUGGCCUCUGGUGGGCUAAUCAAAGAGGAGUACAUUCAUGACUGUAUUCAGAUGGACCUACCACCUGGAAUGCCUCUGUCUGACCACCAAGCAGCCCUGAAGCUCCCCCCCCAGGACCACUAUGGACAGCCCCUACCCAAUGCGCAGCUACCUCCGGAGCCCCCCCCUGUGGGCAGAUACACCAACCUGCCUGUCUCCCCAAAAGUGUCCAGCUCUGGUUCCAUGAUCCCCAUCCAGGGGGGUCACGGUGAUGGCCAUCUUAAAAGUGCGUCUCCGCAGGCUCAAGUCCCUGUACCACGACCCCCAACCCCAACUCAAGUCCCUCUUCAGCAACAGACUCCCCAACCACCCUCACAAUCUCCCCACCCACCACAGGCCUCUCUACCUCCACCCCACUCACAUGGACAGAAUGGGUACAGCAGCAAUAAACACACUCAGAGUCAGGCUGCCUUCCACACUGUUUGGACAGGCAGCAGCACAGCCUCCUAUACUCCUAUAGGACCCCAGCAGAACGGCGCUGGUCUUCAACAGACUCCUCUUCAUCAUUCAAACCACCACUGGUCCCAGCAUCAUGGUUCAGCCUCUUUCCCUCCUGCUGUGUCAAAUCAUCCAGGCCCAGAGUUUUGGUGCUCCAUCUCCUACUUUGAAAUGGAUGUUCAGGUUGGAGAGAUGUUUAAGGUGCCCUCCAGCUGCCCCAUGGUGACGGUGGACGGAUAUGUGGACCCAUCAGGAGGGGACCGCUUCUGCCUCGGACAGCUGAGUAAUGUCCACCGCACAGAUGCCAGCGAGAGAGCCAGGUUACACAUAGGCAAAGGUGUGCAGCUGGAGUGCCGUGGUGAGGGCGAUGUGUGGAUGCGCUGUAUGAGCGACCAUGCUGUGUUUGUACAGAGCUACUACCUGGACAGGGAAGCAGGCAGAGCACCAGGCGAUGCUGUGCAUAAGAUCUACCCUGGAGCCUACAUAAAGGUGUUUGACCUGCGCCAGUGCCACAGACAGAUGCAGCAGCAGGCAGCGACUGCGCAGGCUGCAGCAGCUGCGCAGGCGGCUGCAGUGGCUGGAAACAUCCCAGGUCCAGGCAGUGUUGGAGGCAUCGCACCCGCAGUCAGUCUGUCUGCUGCAGCCGGCAUCGGCGUGGACGACCUGAGGCGCCUGUGUAUUCUGCGGCUCAGCUUUGUGAAGGGCUGGGGGCCUGACUACCCUCGGCAGAGCAUCAAACACACCCCCUGUUGGGUGGAGGUCCAUCUGCAUCGCGCUCUGCAGCUUCUGGAUGAGGUGUUACACACUAUGCCCUUGGCUGACCCAGGUCCAGCUAACUGACCAGGACAAUCAAUGAUUAAAUUCCAAUUUGAAUUUGACGAAUGUGCACACAGACAAACUCAUUGGAAUAUUUUUGCUUGAGGCCAAAUAUGAUGUUUAAUUGAUUUACAAAGAAAAUGAAUCAAAAACACUAGAGACAGAAAAUACAUUGUGCUUGUAACAAUCAUGCGGACAUCACAGGCAACUACACAACAACCAAAACAUCUGUGGCUACACAGAAAACUGCUGGUGUCUUUGAUUUUAAUGCUUUACUCUACAGUGUAAAUUCAGACGCACAGGAGGUGGAUCUCUGAAGGUAGAUUUCAAGAUUGUGUACUGAACAAUGUAUCUGUCCUGAAGACAUUUGUAUGCACUGUAAACAUCCAGGGAUGUGUUGUGUUUUAGAAAUCAUUUCUCUAUAUGCACUUUGGAUUUCUUUGAAUUCUAGAAGUAUUGCACAGUCAGAAGUGAAACAAAGGCAUGGAAAUAUCUGGCAUGUAAGUUCCCAGGAGCAGCUUAAUAACUGCGUAUCUCAUCAAAUACUGACCGUGAAUUCUUACUGAAAACACUAUUGUGCUUUUUUUUCACAUCCUAUCAACAUAAAUGAUGUAGAAAUUAAUGAAGCCAGUGUUCAUCAUCUCUGUGCUUGUACUGUUAGCAUCGAUAGCGGUUAUCUUUCCUAUAACGCUCAGCCCAGGCUUUUUUUUUUGUAUGGUUUUUUUUGUUUGUUUGUUUGUUUUUUACGAAAAACUAAAAAAACCAAAAACAGUAAGCUUUAAAGUAGUUGCUGUUUGUUUGUUACCUUAAGAGUGCUACCCUGUAUGUAACCAAAUGUUGGUGUAAAUCACCACAUCCAGAAUACCUCACAUCUGCAGUCCACAGGAUUCUGCUGAAAACACACACACACUUUAGUCAUGAUUGACAGUGUCAGUGUGUGAGGGCUCAUCCAAUGGAAGUGGAAGUGCCAGGAUGAAGCCCUGAUAGGAUCCUGAAGGCAACAUCCUCUUUCACAUGUUUUCUACCUUUACACCACAUUACUUUAAAGUGUACUGAUGGCAUGCAACUUAUCUACAAGUUAUUUAUUUGUCUGCAAUGUGUAGUGAUACUUAACAGUGUUGCAGAACAUUAGGUCUGUUGUAGUAACUGUUGAACCAAUUUGGCAGAGGUAGCAAAAGUACUCAGUUUCUUCACUCAAGUAGAAGUACUGGCACUUAUGUAUAAGUAGAGGCUUGGAAAUGUAUACAAGUCAGUAUUCACGUCAAAAGUAGGCCUUUGAACAACAUUUCUGCCCGCUGAUCAUGUAGAAAGACAUUUGAACCUCACUUCAUAUUAAUAUAACAUCAAUAGUUUAACUUCAAAUCAGGUAAAAAAAAAACAAAAAAGAACAGAUGAAAGUUAAAUACAUGAACUCCAACGUCAGUAACACAGCUGACAUAUGAUAACGCCUGUUACUCUGUUCGUUCGUCUUCAGUCAGCGUCAUCUAGAUACACCUUGGUGAAUAAGAAGUCAGAUUUCAGUUUUGUUUCAGAAUAAAUUUAAAUUUCUGAUCAGAAUAAAAAGUUGACACAAUAAGCAGGAAAUGUAAGAAAAAUACUUGAGUAAACUACAAAUACCUGAAAGCUCUAUUGAAGUACAGAAAUGAAGCAAUUGUACUGUUACUUAGCAGACUGACCAUUUGGAACAGAAGCAGUACUCCUCAGUACCCCUCAGUACUCCUCAGUACAGUACUCAGUACUCCUCGGUACCCCUCAGUACUCCUCAUUACUCUUCAGUACUCUACAGUACUCCUAGGUACUCCGCAGUACCCUUCGGUACUCCUCGGUACUCCACAGUACUCCUCAGUACUCCUCGGUACUCCUCAGUACUCCUCGGUACUCCUCAGUACUCCACAGUACUCCUCAGUACCCCUCAGUACCCCUCAGUACUCCUCAGUACUUCUCAGUACCCCUCAGUACUCCUCGGUACUCCUCAGUACUCCUCAGUACCCCUCGGUACUCCUCAGCACCCCUCAGUACCCCUCAGUACUCCUCAGUACAGUAUUCAGUACUCCUUAGUACUCCUCAGUACUCCUCAGUGCAGUCCUCAGUACUUCUCAGUACUCCUCAGUACCCCUCAGUACCCCUCAGUACUCCUCAGUACCCCCCAGUGCAGUACUCAGUACUCCUCAGUACUCCUCAGUACAGUACUCAGUACUUCUCAGUACUCCUCAGUACCCUUUGGUACCCUGAGUGAAGGUUUAUUUGGACCACAUACAUGUAUAGAUGUACUGGUACUGGUACAAGUGAACAUUGUGUAAAACUGCUCCCUGAGCAGCUGUGGCACAGUUCCAAACUCCAGAGCAGUUCUUAAAGGAGGUGACUGGGUCGGUGUUUGAUCAGUAACCCUCUCAUGCACAUCCACCAGGUGCUGGUUUUCUUCUAAACGCCUCGUACUGAGUUCAGACCUAAGUUCUGGGUCAUUGUUCUACAAUGAAGUCACUUCCAAACCCGUUGUAAACAUACAUGUAUGUUGUGGAACAUGAUUUAACUCCAUGUAUUUGACACCAGAACCUACAGUCAUUACCUAAGAUGACACUUUAAUGAAUAUUUAGCUUUUUGCACCAGUGUCUGUACAUUUAUAGAUAUGAUUGGUUCAAAAUAAACCUUCAUUCCUUUACAUUUAUUUGUUGCGUAUAAACAACAGGAGCCUCCACAUGUGUUUCUCAGGUGUUUCCACAUUUUGAACCCCCUACCCUCCUUGAACCUUGAAUCCUCAAUGUCCAUUUUAGGAACUCAUGCUGUCUUCAGGUGCUAUUGGGAAGAUGAUCCUUUCCACUUGUGAAUUCGAUAUUAUGAAUGUGUUGUGUUCAAGUGCUGACAUAACGAAAUGAAAAAUGUCUGACAGUUUAUGGUGACCUGUUACUUGGGGUAUAACAGUUUUGGACCAGUUAAUUCAUAUGCUACAGCAUCUUUUUUGUAAAUUGUGUAUAAUAUCAAUGUGCAAAAUCGUCUGUUAACAGCAGCAGAACGUUCAUAAAAGCGUUGUUUAUCAUUUAUGAUGAAUCCCUUGUUGCUCUCCACCAUUUUGAAAAGGUCAAAGGUUAUUUUCAGCUUGUGGAUCAAAUUUUUUCCCCAGUUCUCGAGUGGAAAAAACAAUGUGAGGGGGCAUUCAUGUGCAAUUCUCCAAUUCCAACAUUUACUAUAAUUCCCAUAGCACAUGAAGGCAGCAUUAGAUGUCCUUAAAGAUGGCAGGGUUAGAUUUGCCUUCUGAGUCACAAGCAGAAGGAUAAAGUGCUCUCAGAGGCGGAGUAUGGAACUGAGAGAAUGGUAGUAUAUUACCUGGAGCAUGUCGCUGUCUACAGCCCUACAGUGCUUGGAUUCUUUUUCCUAUGUCUGUCUCUGAAAUGGGAUCAUGGCACUGACUGUAGAAGUUUGUCAUCCAACCCAACUUCACAAAUCCAAACUAUCACUUUGAUGUUUCUAUGGGAAUCAAACAGCUGAAAAGUACUGUAAUAUCCAUAGCUAGGAUAUUAUUAAUGUAUAAUUGAAUAAAAAUAUGAAUCAUAUUUCCACCCAACAUUAAACUGCAUAUAUAUUUGAGUGUGGAGUUAAAGCUAGAGGAACCAAAAUUGUGGAAAAAAAAAAUAAAUCCAGAUUUUGAAAAUGUGUGCCAUAGUUAGUCAAAAGACUAAAGAAUGUGAAAACACUGAUGAGUGGACACAACCUUCCAUCACAGUGUAAAUUCUCUACAACCUGAAAACAGAGCCCACAGGAGGCACUGGAGGGUUUUAUUCCUGUCAGACCAGUUGAAUUACAACGUCCUCAAAUGGAAUUAUGGAAUUCUUGGCCAGUGAUGCAAAGAACCUGUCAUUCAGCUUUAGCCAAAAAACACAGAAGUGACAAACCCAACAGUGGUUGAAUGUGUUGGUUUGGAAACACCACCGUAGAGACUUAGGAGACCAUUCAGUCCAACACCAAUGAAAGUUCAAGAUCAGCAACAUACACAUUCUCAGUUCGGAUUUGGAGAUCUUUUUUUAGACGUCUCAAAACCAGUCAUGUCACAUUUUUUGUAAAGUCAAACGAUCUGGAAGUAAUCUGUUGUCCCUGCUCCCUGGAUGGAAGUGUGUCCACAUCAAACCGACGGUCAAACCUUUGGAAAACAAAUCACAUGGAAAAGGUCGAUGACGUUCCUGAGGCUUUGGCGCUCAAAUAUAGUCAGAGCACAGAUCAAGACCUCCAGAAACCCCCAGAACAGACAUUUACCUCUUUUUGUUUCCACACUGACUGUGUUUGACUUUGCAAGCAAGCAAAUAAAAGUUCUAUUUACCUGAUCACUGAAUGUAAAUAAAGAUGAUAAACACAAAUAAAACAAAAUACAAACUAUAGAGGACACCUGACCACAUAAGACAAAUCAUAGCUGUAAUGUCUGAUUUCAUGACUUUGUGCUUGUGUUUUUCACCGUUAGAGGUUAUUUAUAGUGUUGAUAUAAAGAUGUAUGUAACUGUCAACAGCAGAAGUCAUGCAUCAGAACACACCAAAUGUCCAAGGAAUUCACACCAAAUCUAUCCAUAAAGGGAUCUUUUACUAAGCAAAUCAGUGAAAUCUGAAUUCUUAUUCAACACAAAGGAUGAUUGUUUCUUGUUAAAAUAAUAAUUUCGACAUUCAACACUAUUGUAAUAAUGAAAUCUUUUUAAUAUAAAAAUAUUGAUGAAUGAAAUUAAGUCAAGUGGGGGCAGUGGUGCAGUGGAUAGUGCUGUCGCUGGCGUGGGUUCUCUCCGGGUACUCCGGCUUCCUCCCACCCUCCAAAGACAUGCAUUGAUAGGUUAAUUGGUUAAUCUAAAUUGCCCAUAGAUGUGAAAGUAAGAGUGAUGGAUUGUUUGUCUUUAUAUGUCAGCCCUGCGAUCAACUGGCGACUCGCCCAGGGUGUACCCCGCCUUUGCCCUUAUGUAGCUGGGAUAGACUCCAGCGACCCAACAGCAGAACACUGCACCAGGACGUACAAUUAGAUGACAGUAAAUAUGUCUUUGUCGCCCAGUUCUAGUCUUAAAGGAAUCCAAACAGUUUAGUUAUAUAAAUGGAAUCAGCGCUAAAAGGUGAAAUGUUGAGUCAAAGCAGAACCGUCGGACCGUUGGAGUAGUUGUGGUGAAGUUGUCAGUGAGCCGAGCUUUUUGGGUGAAGGCCAUAAACUGAGCCUAUCAGUUAACUGUGGAAUAUAUUUGUCAUCGGAUUGAGCAGCUUUACAAAGAUCAGCCAUGACCAUAUGCAUAUUUGUGAUUUGUGCCUUUUUCCGUCUGCAGUAGAUGCACCAACACCGGUCUGGAACACAAGCACAAGGUUUGUGUCGGCCCAUGUUCUGCCCGUUGCAUAUUGUGAUUUGGUUUGAUGACAUUCUGUGGUUCCCUCAGGUAAACUGUGUAGCUCAUGGACAAUAUCAAAUGUCUCUCAUUGCUUUAUAUAGA